AUGUCUUUAACUGAAAGCUGUAAAAUUUCUAGUACCCCAAGAAGAAAAGAAUAUAAUGACCUAAAAUAUAUUAUCAAAAAAAAAGUAAUUAAGGAUUUAGAAUGUUAUCAAGAGUCUAUCCUUAUUGCUUUAUUGAAUCAAUUUUGUGGGAUUACUAUUUGUAGACCGAGAAAACAAUGUAGUGUUGCAUUGUGUUGCGCUAAGGUUCAGACUAUUCAUCUAAAUAGUGAGAGUAUUGAGGUAAUGAAAUUAGCAGAACAAAGAUUUAAACCUAUUUAUGAUCAAGACAUUAAAGAUGGUAUAGCUAAAGCAACUUCUUUUAGAAGAUUUGAGAAAAAUAAGAGGAUAUUUAUUCAUAACUUUUUAUUUGAUCUUGCUUUAGAAUUUGGCUUCUUUUUUGAUUCAAAAUUAUCAAGAAAAUCAUCAAAAACAGAUUCUAUUGAAAGGAUUCAACGUGUUUAUUUUCGAGGAAAACUCAUUAUUGAAUUAGAAGAGGUUGUUGAAAAAGGAAGUAUUCUAACUAAUCAAUUUUUUGAUUUGGUUAGAUAUGGAGUUACUUAUACAUUAAACAAAAAUGACCAAAUUAUCUCAAAAGUGUUUAAUCAUUUACACCCUGUUAUUAAUUAA
Messenger RNA from Entamoeba dispar SAW760, 627 nucleotides. RefSeq lists its product as uncharacterized. The transcript has a single exon. NCBI's taxonomy places the organism in Eukaryota, Evosea, Mastigamoebida, Endamoebidae. The coding region runs from base 1 to 627 and encodes 208 amino acids. The record is from RefSeq and is a predicted model, not a curated record.